This is a messenger RNA of Carya illinoinensis, 1693 nucleotides long. Its product is annotated as eukaryotic initiation factor 4A-15. The transcript has 5 exons. Gene Ontology annotation, biological process: cytoplasmic translational initiation. Gene Ontology annotation, cellular component: cytoplasmic stress granule. The coding region runs from base 193 to 1434 and encodes 413 amino acids. Gene Ontology annotation, molecular function: ATP binding; RNA helicase activity; translation initiation factor activity. The record is from RefSeq and is a predicted model, not a curated record. Lineage: Eukaryota; Viridiplantae; Streptophyta; Magnoliopsida; Fagales; Juglandaceae.
CACUCUUUUAUUAAUCUCCCCCAACACUCACUCUCGCUCUCGCUUUCGCUUUCUCUCCUCGCUUUCUAAAGAAUUCAUUUUUAUCGCUGUUGUUCCUCGACUCCGCGGCGUAGAUCCGAGGAGUUUGGGAAACCCUAAUUCCUUCGCAAAACAAAUCUCUCUUCAACUUUCGCUUUUCACAGAUCAACAGUCAUGGCAGGCUUGGCACCAGAGGGGUCGCAAUUUGAUGCUCGUCAGUUCGAUACCAAAAUGAAUGAGUUACUAUCAGCUGAUGGACAGGAUUUCUUUACAUCCUAUGAUGAGGUCUACGAAAGUUUUGAUGCUAUGGGACUGCAAGAGAAUCUUCUAAGGGGCAUUUAUGCUUAUGGUUUUGAAAAACCCUCAGCUAUUCAGCAAAGGGGAAUCGUUCCCUUCUGCAAGGGUCUAGAUGUUAUUCAACAGGCUCAAUCUGGAACUGGGAAGACUGCAACUUUCUGCUCUGGUAUUCUGCAACAACUCGAUUAUAGCAUGAUGGAGUGCCAGGCUUUGGUUCUGGCUCCAACUAGAGAACUUGCCCAACAGAUUGAGAAGGUUAUGCGGGCACUUGGAGAUUAUCUUGGUGUGAGGGUACAUGCUUGUGUUGGUGGAACAAGCGUUCGUGAAGACCAGCGCAUUCUGUCCAGUGGGGUUCAUGUUGUCGUUGGAACUCCUGGACGUGUAUUUGAUAUGCUGCGAAGACAGUCACUUCGUCCUGAUUACAUAAAGAUGUUUGUAUUGGAUGAGGCAGAUGAAAUGCUUUCCCGAGGAUUCAAGGAUCAGAUCUAUGAUAUUUUCCAGCUUCUGCCAUCAAAGAUUCAGGUUGGGGUAUUCUCUGCCACAAUGCCACCUGAGGCCCUUGAGAUUACAAGGAAGUUCAUGAACAAACCUGUAAGAAUUCUUGUGAAGCGUGAUGAGCUUACCCUGGAGGGUAUAAAGCAGUUUUAUGUCAAUGUUGAUAAAGAGGAAUGGAAACUUGAGACCCUCUGCGACCUUUAUGAAACUCUGGCCAUCACCCAGAGUGUCAUUUUUGUGAACACCAGGCGCAAGGUUGAUUGGCUAACUGACAAGAUGCGGAGCCGUGACCACACGGUGUCUGCCACCCACGGAGAUAUGGACCAGAACACGAGAGACAUUAUCAUGCGUGAAUUUCGUUCUGGAUCAUCUCGUGUUCUUAUAACCACUGAUCUUUUGGCACGUGGUAUUGAUGUCCAGCAAGUCUCCCUUGUAAUAAAUUAUGAUCUCCCUACACAGCCAGAGAACUAUCUCCAUCGUAUCGGACGUAGUGGACGGUUUGGGAGGAAGGGUGUUGCCAUCAACUUCGUAACGAAGGAUGACGAAAGGAUGCUGUUUGACAUCCAGAAGUUUUAUAAUGUCGUAGUUGAGGAGCUGCCAUCAAAUGUCGCCGAUCUUCUCUAAUGAGAUUUUGCCUAUUUAGUAGAGAAUCAGAUUCUCUCUUUGGUUACCGUUGUUGAUGUGUUUCUUUUAUUUCCUUUUCCUUUUCUUUCCUUUCCAGUGUCAUGUCUUAUAGGGUAUGGAGUCUUUAUUUCAGAGUUUUUGAGUUUUGUGACUGUUCUCUAAGUGGUACCUGCAUAUGGUAGAAUCCAUCAUUGCUUGAUUUGGCAUUGAUGGCUGUAUGUGUUUUUUAUUAUAAAGCAAGUUCAAUUUUGUCAUUAAA